This is a messenger RNA of Vitis vinifera (wine grape), 1114 nucleotides long. Its product is annotated as acyl carrier protein 1, chloroplastic. NCBI's taxonomy places the organism in Eukaryota, Viridiplantae, Streptophyta, Magnoliopsida, Vitales, Vitaceae. The transcript is spliced from 3 exons. Gene Ontology annotation, biological process: fatty acid biosynthetic process. Gene Ontology annotation, molecular function: acyl carrier activity. The coding region runs from base 510 to 980 and encodes 156 amino acids. The record is from RefSeq and is a predicted model, not a curated record.
AAAAAAAAAAAAAAACUUAAAAAGGUGAAAUAUAUUUAACCCAAAUAAAAUUAUUUUUGAAAUCCCAGAGUUUUGAAUAUUUAAACAAAGAGAAAUAUUUUAAACUAAUUUUCUAAGUUGAUUGUUUUUCAUUUUUAAAUAUGGUAGGAGACCGAUGCUCUGACUUUGAACCAUGCAAAUACUAUAAAAAAGACAAGUAAGAUCCAACAAACCCAUUGGUGAAAUUAAUAAUUAAUGGUAAGCCUGCAUGCAUACAAGCUGUUACCGUUUCAAUAUCAACGACACUAUUUAAGAGGUUUGGGCUUUCCCAAGCACAAGAGACAUGAUACAUGGUAGAAACCGCCCCACACUUCAUAGACAGAAGGACAGACCACCUUGUGGUCGCCGCCCUCAAUUCAAGCCAUCUAUGUAUAAAGCCUCUAUAUUUCCACAAACCCUGCAAAUAGGCCUUCCAUUCUCUGCAUUUUCUUCACAUAUUACUCACAUUCUCCUCCCUUUUCUCUUCCACCAUGGCUUCCCUUUCAUCAAUUUCCUCUUCUUUGGCCACACUCCCUUCCACUCCCUGCAGUGCCCGGGGCUCUGCUCGCUUGCCCCGCAGCUUAUCUGCCAUUGUAAGGGCUACCCCAUUUGGGAAUUCAGUUGGGCUUAGGCUUGUCUCUAAGAUCAGGAUCACAAAUGGUGGAGUGAAGAGAUCAGUACAAGCUCCUGGUUGCUUCAAGACUACAAUCUCAUGCGAAGCGCAACCAGAGACCCUGCAGGCAGUUCAAAGCACCAUUGCCAAGCAGCUUUCCAUUGAAGAAAGCCGUCUCACUCCCGAAUCAAAGUUUGCUGAUCUGGGUGCUGAUUCUCUCGACAUUGUUGAGAUUAUGAUGGCUUUGGAGGAGAAGUUUGGAGUGGCAAUUGGAGAAGAAGGAGCACAGAACAUCCAUACUGUUCAAGAUGCUGCCAAUUUGAUUGAGAAAAUGAAGGCUGAUGCUUAGGCUAACUUUCAUUUUUGUAUUCUAAAUCCUGCCAGAGAUUUUCUCUUUUGCCAAACUUUAUAGAGGUUGUCAAGCUGCUUUUCAAUUUUCCUCUGUAAUGGAGACCAAAAAAUAAUCUAUGCUGAUGGUUUCAU